AUGUCGGAAGAUGCAGAGAGACAACCCUUACUCCGAGACGUUAAUCAAGGAUUGAGGAGUUCCGAGCCCUCGAACCGAUUCCACAAAUCGUCCAGGAAUAGAGUUACUGCGGGAAUUAUAGCAUUCAUUGUGCUAUUAACUACUACCAUAUUUCUGGGUCUUAUAUAUGUUAAAUCUGUGCUUCCAGAUGAUGUUUCAUUUAAGGAGCAUAUUGGAGAUAUCACAAAUGUUGAAAUCAAUGAUAUUUCAUUUAACGGAUGGACAUACAUUGACGAGAAGCGGUACUACAAACUUGGAGUAAAAUCCUCGGUGUGGUUAGAUUAUGAAGCUGGAUCAGCCGUAUCGGAACGACAAAAGAAGCUUAUCUCUUUUGCCGGGACUAGGAUUAUGAAGGAACUGUGUUUCGAUUUGAACAGUUUAGACACUUUCAAGCAAGAAAACGACACCGACGUCGUUUCAUUGGGAAAAAUUAUUAUACCCAACACUACAUGUAUUAACAUUCAGCAAAAUAGUACCACUGACUUGGAUCUGUUAGUAUUAGUGAAGCCCAACACAGAGCAGUUGAUUCCAAUUUUGAAACAAAUUUGGGAGAAGAAGUACGAUGGACUUAACUUAUGGAGUAGUAUGGAUCUGAAGUUGAAAAAGAGAGUUUUCUCACACGAAAUUGUUUUAUUGAGUAUAAACAAAGCAAAGUUGUAUUGGAGAGAUUUCGGUUUAUGGAAAAGUGUGAUUGAUACACUUAGGCAUCUCUCAGCCGAAAUUUAUGACACAAUUGAAAGAAUUGAAAUAAACAAUAUAAACUUGAAGGAAAUAGAAGAUGGAUAUGAUAUUUCCUGUUCUAUCGGAGUUCCAAACCCUCUAAGCAGUACCUGCAAUAAAUUAGGCCCCGGACUCCUAAUAUCUCCUGGCAUGCAAUGGCAAACAACUUUCCCAGGAUGUCGUAAUGAAAAUGGGAUUAAGCUUGAUAAUGUAGUUGUGCACAGCCCUGAGUUGACCUCAGAGUCAGUAUCCAAACCAUUCAUCAAUAUAACCUUAGAUAGUACACUGAUAGGUGAGCUACCAAACGAAUUUCUUAAUCAUGUAUGCGCAUCAGAUGAUUCUAACGUUAUAACACCACUGUCAAAAUUGAUCAAACAACUACUCGAUCCCAAAUACCUCAUUAAUUUAGAAGUUACUUGCACUGCUGUGGAUAGCAAAAAUUAUCCAAAUACUUUACUUGAAGAUUAUACUGCCUUACUUCCAUACCUUUUUACACCGCUUUCGGUAAACUAUACAGUUGAUGUGAACAAUAUAGUCCAAGAAGUAGGUACUAGAGGUAUCAAGCUACAAUGGUCCACUGAUCUACUUGGUCGGAAAAGGCUGAAUGUCAAGGGUAAGAUUGUAGCUAAAGUUCAAAUACCGUUUUACCAGUUGAAACAAGAUACGACAUUCUCGAUGCAAAGAAUUAAAGGACGAACAAAAUUGUAUCACAAUGAUGUUCAUAUGCUAACUGUACCAUUGGAUUCCUGGACGAAAUGUAUCAGCAAUGUUGUGAUCGAUGAGGAUAAGCCUGAAAAAUCGUACUUCGAUGUCUCAUUUGACAUAGAUAACGACCAAGUUAUUAUAGCAGAUACUCUAGCACUCACUCAUUGCAUAAACGAAGUAGUGUUUAAAGGGGAAUCAACAAUUUUUUUGAAGGGGAAACUUGAUUUGAUGGUCGCAACAAGUAUUGGAGAUAUUGUUCUAUUAGCUCUUCCAGGUGAGGGCUCAGCAGUCGUUCGACCAUAG
This is a messenger RNA of Kluyveromyces lactis, 1767 nucleotides long. It is a transcript of the gene TAG1, whose product is annotated as Tag1p. The transcript has a single exon. The record is from RefSeq and is a predicted model, not a curated record. NCBI's taxonomy places the organism in Eukaryota, Fungi, Ascomycota, Saccharomycetes, Saccharomycetales, Saccharomycetaceae. Bases 1 to 1767 code for a protein of 588 amino acids.